ACAGUGCACGUUCGUGACUAGUCAGUGUGAACAUGUGUAUCUAGGUGUGCGUCGCGAUUCACCUGUUGUAACACCUGCUGCAUCCAUCGUAGCUCCCUUUCUCGUUCUUCCGUGCGCUGCUAAUUGCAGUACUAAUUACUCGGUGAUACUCGCUUGCCAAGAUACUCGAUGACUGAUGAGAGCAGCCGAAAAAGGCAAAACUAAUAAUGAUGAUGAUAAUGAAGGACAUAAGAAAGAGAGAAAAUGGGGCACGAAAAGGGAUCAUCUAAUACAGUAGCCUAAAUAGAUCGCACAAAGAAGAUGGCAGGAAGGAAGUGGAAGAUCGAAAUAAGUGGAGAGGGAAACAAGACUGAAAAGUCGCAGAAAGCGGUGGGAGAUUAUCGUAUCGGAUCUAUCUGAUUAUUCCGUACACGGCACACUGCCACGGGACAUACGAUUUUGCGUUUCACUAAAUGUGCAAUGUGCUACUAUUCACCAGUGACCUUUAGUUCGCCUCAUCCGUCGUUGUAUCUUUAAAGUUACAUGCGAGUAGUAGUUGGAGUUUAUCGAAAAAGGCAAUCAACGGACUUCGGAAGGAGCGUUUGCUAUUUAGCAGACAAGUGAUUGACAAAAAUAUAUAGUGUUGUCAUUUGCAACAGCAGACGGCAAGAGAUAUAUUCGUGUAAGGGAAAAUGUACGGGCUAAUUUUGGAGAAUCUGGCGGAAUACAUAAGACAGGUUUACGGUGAAGAUAGAUGGGAGGAGAUCCGCAGACAGGCGUCUGUAGAUCAGCCGAGUUUCUCCGUUCAUCAGGUUUAUCCGGAGAAUCUAAUUCCCAGAUUAGCCAAGAAAGCGAUUCAGAUACUCGGCGUGACCGAAAAGGAGUUCUUCGAUCAAAUGGGCGUGCACUUUGUAGGAUUCGUUGGUCAGUACGGUUACGAUCGUGUACUCUCGGUACUGGGACGACAUGUGAGGGACUUCCUGAACGGCUUGGACAAUCUUCACGAAUAUCUCAAGUUCUCGUAUCCAAGAAUGCGAGCACCUUCUUUCAUCUGCGAGAACGAGACUCGUCAAGGUUUGACACUUCAUUAUCGGAGUAAGCGUCGAGGUUUCGUCUAUUACACAAUGGGCCAGAUAAGAGAAGUGGCUCGGCAUUUCUAUCACAAGGAAUUGCAGAUCGAACUGGUGCGAGAGGAAGUGCUCUUCGACACUUUUCACGUGACCUUCCAACUUACUUUCGACAAUCGUGCUUUUACUCUCGCUUCACUCGCGAUGACUCGCGAAGAAAAGCACUUGCCGAUUGGAGCGAGCGUACUCUUUGAAAUAUUUCCUUUCUGCAUCGUCUUCGGCGCGGACAUGAUGGUUAGAAGUAUCGGCAAUUCGUUGAUGGUCAUUCUACCAGAUCUUGUUGGUAAAAAGAUCACAUACUUCUUCGAUCUGGUUCGACCGCUUAUCGGAUUUAAAUUUCAAUCAAUAUUGAACCGAACGAACAAUAUUUUCGAGUUGGUUACUGUCGAGCCAGUGCUUACGGACCGAUUGAAUGACCGACACAGGGAAAUUCUUUUGAGCGACGAGCUUGAAACUGUAGAAGAUAAGACUUUACGUUUAAAAGGUCAAAUGAUAUACAUGGACAAUUGGAAAAUGAUGAUGUAUCUCGGAACACCGGUCAUGCCCGAUCUAAACGCUUUAAUAGCGACAGGUCUUUAUAUAAAUGAUCUAUCGAUGCACGACUUCAGCAGAGAUCUUAUGCUCGCUGGAACUCAACAAUCUGUUGAAUUGAAACUAGCAUUAGAUCAAGAACAGCUCAAGAGUAAAAAGUUAGAAGAAUCUAUGAGAAAAUUGGACGAGGAAAUGAAACGUACAGACGAAUUGUUAUAUCAGAUGAUUCCUAAGCAAGUCGCGGAUCGUUUGAGGAAUGGAGAAAGUCCAAUUGAUACUUGCGAGAUGUUCGAUAGUGUAUCGAUUUUGUUCUCGGAUGUGGUGACCUUCACCGAAAUUUGUAGUAGAAUCUCGCCAAUGGAGGUCGUGUCUAUGUUAAACGCCAUGUACUCAUUGUUCGACACGUUGACUGAAAGAAACCGAGUGUAUAAGGUCGAAACCAUCGGCGACGCGUAUAUGGUAGUUUCUGGCGCACCGGUAAAAGAGAGUGACCAUGCGGAUCGCGUAUGCGAUAUGGCCCUCGAUAUGGUCGAAGCGAUAACCGACCUCAAGGAUCGCUCAACAGGCAAUCAUCUGCAAAUACGCGUGGGAAUUCACAGCGGUGCAGUUGUAGCUGGUAUUGUUGGUUUGAAGAUGCCGCGAUACUGUCUCUUCGGUGAUUCCGUCAAUACAGCAGCUCGCAUGGAAGCGACGAGCCAGGCCAUGCAAAUACACAUAUCUCAAUCCACCCGAGAAUUAUUGUCGCCUUCGUAUAAAGUCACAGAGCGCGGAGAAAUCGAGGUCAAAGGAAAGGGUAUUAUGAAAACCUACUGGCUGGAAAAGCGAGAGCGUCGUUCCAUUACAACUAAAGGAAUCACUAUACAAGAGCCUCAUCAGUGGCGCACGAGGAACAUUGAGAAGAGAGUUUCCUCGGUAGGAACAAUGGGUCUAAACCCAGGCAUAUUUGACAAACCGACUCCGGGAGACACAUCAUCAAGAAGAGGUUCGUCCAAAAUGUCUUCACCGACACCACCGGGAUCCUCGGGAUUUUUCUCCGAAGAGAGAAGAAUAUAUUCUCCCAUCACCUUCCAAGAUGUUGCGCGACGAUCGGUAGCAAACUCACCAACGAAGAGUGUGGAAAUACGAGAGUGCCGAUCAAAUUCUAUGGGUGCUGUAGGCAUGAGAAACUCAUCGGACAUGUUCAGUUCUCUUCUAAGUGACACAGAAGAGCAUUUUCGGCAACAUCGGGACAAUUUGACACUGCGCGCGGACAAUCAAUCGGCCGGCGUGCAUGUGAAACCUGAAGUGAAGAUCAACACCACUUCGUCCUCGUCUUCGCAGAGCUCCGAAUCAAAUCCGUCUUCGUUGAAUCUGUUUCAGACGGGAAAGGACGACCAAGACGUGAUAAUCGGUAACACUAGUGAAUGCGCGGCUAUCAGCGCCGAUCUCAGUAAUUCUCAGUUGCUGAUGCAACAGGAUCAAUGUUGUCCGGGAUUUACCAUGCCAAAGAGUAGCAAAAUGCGCCAUCAAGGAAAUAACUGCGUUAUUUCCUAAUGCAAACAAACUGCGGAUCCCCCAUCUAAGAUAGUACUUAUCUUUAAGAUACUUAAAAUAUCAUCAAGAAACCUAACUAACUUGUUUUUUUUUCACAAAUUAAAAACUUUUUACGCUAAUUAAAUUAUUUCGCAUGCGUUAUACUCUAUUUGUUCUGUUUUCUCACUAAAAAAAUGAGGCAUUCCGAUUUUUGUUGAGAAAACUCAUACAUAAAGAAGCAUAAAUACACCAGAUAUUUUGUAUACAAUGCAAACUUGUAUACAAUGCAAUACAAGAAAUUA
Molecule: messenger RNA, 3451 nt
Organism: Pseudomyrmex gracilis
Lineage: Eukaryota; Metazoa; Arthropoda; Insecta; Hymenoptera; Formicidae
Gene: Gyc88E
Product: soluble guanylate cyclase 88E
Exons: 14
Coding region: 672-3170 (832 amino acids)
Biological process (GO): cGMP biosynthetic process; response to oxygen levels; nitric oxide-cGMP-mediated signaling
Cellular component (GO): guanylate cyclase complex, soluble
Molecular function (GO): guanylate cyclase activity; oxygen sensor activity; heme binding
Source: RefSeq, a predicted model, not a curated record